ACAAUGCAGUGGAUGGCAGGGGUUUACGCCAUGCUGAUGAUUGGCUCCAGCCUCUGUUCUGUGUGUGGAAACGCUGCACUGCUCCUUGUGUUGCUGCUCAACAGGAGCCUACACACAGAGACAUGGACUCUUACACUGAGCUUCAGCGUGUGCGAUCUGGCUCUGGGCCUGUCCACCAUCCCCUUCGGGGCCUAUAACAGCCUGUUCCAGCCACAGGGCUACCCCAGUAGCAGUGCACUGUGCCAAGGCAGUGGUUUCUUCUUCUCACUGCUACAGCUGUCCUCCAUUCAUUCUCUCACCUGGGCCACCGUCGACAAGUUCAUAGAGAUCUGCUUUGCUCUAAACUACGCAAAUAUAUUCACCUCACACAGGACUAGAGUUAUUCUUGCCGUCAUAUGGAUGUACUCACUCUUGAACGCAGCUCUGCCACUGCUAGGCUUUGGAAACUACACCUACAGCAGCAGCAGGUUCCUCUGCGCUCCCAGCUUCAAGCCUGCUACUAUAGGCUUCAACAUGCUCUUCAUAGUGGUGGGAGUCAUCGUGCCCAUUCUGGCAAUGUGCUCCAUGUAUGGAUAUAUAGUGUACAUAGCAAGGAAUCAAGUACGACGAGGGACGUUUGUUUGCAAUGAGCAGCACUGCUUUUAUGUGCCUGCCAAUAAUUACAUCAAGAGCUCCAUAGUCAUGGUGACAACCAUAGUGUGCCUGCUUAUUUGUUGGCUGCCAUACAUCACCAUCUGCUUCUACGAGACCUUGACAGGGCGAGAGAGUCCUCAGUCUGCCUCCGCCAUAGCCACCUGGCUAGCGCUGUUCACCUCCGCACUCAACCCAUGGAUCAUCUCCAUGACCCAAACGUAA
This is a messenger RNA of Pygocentrus nattereri (red-bellied piranha), 855 nucleotides long. RefSeq names its product histamine H2 receptor. Gene Ontology annotation, cellular component: membrane. Lineage: Eukaryota; Metazoa; Chordata; Actinopteri; Characiformes; Serrasalmidae. The transcript is spliced from 2 exons. The coding region runs from base 4 to 855 and encodes 283 amino acids. The record is from RefSeq and is a predicted model, not a curated record. Gene Ontology annotation, molecular function: G protein-coupled receptor activity. Gene Ontology annotation, biological process: G protein-coupled receptor signaling pathway.